This is a messenger RNA of Rhinichthys klamathensis goyatoka, 555 nucleotides long. Its product is annotated as collagen alpha-1(XIX) chain-like. The transcript has 5 exons. The coding region runs from base 172 to 555 and encodes 127 amino acids. The record is from RefSeq and is a predicted model, not a curated record. NCBI's taxonomy places the organism in Eukaryota, Metazoa, Chordata, Actinopteri, Cypriniformes, Leuciscidae.
GAGGGUCAGGCAGUGCGACAAAUAAGGACACGGUUCCUGCACGAGCUUUCAUUCUCACUUUUAUUUGCAAGUGUGCUUUGGACCCAUAGCUGCCUAAAAUGCGCUAAUUAGCCCAACAGGAUUUUUGCUUGUGCUGUGUGUUUACGCUGGAAUAAUAAACUUUCUCAGCAAAUGUUUUCAAGGGGCCCUUUCUCAUGUGCCAGAGACGACAUGAAUCACUAUCUCAGAUGGACUGUUUUCCUGUGGAUCGUAAAUUCCAUUCCUUUUACUUCAGGAAUGGCAGUGAAUGAGAGAAUAGAUCAUACAUGUCCAUCCUUAAAGCUGGAGGAGAUAUGGCAUACCAGUGUGAACAUUCACAGAGAAUUCACAGGAUUCGAUUUAGCUGAGAAGUUCCUUCUGAGAAAAGGCAUGGUGACGGACGACAGGCUAUUGUUUAGACUGGGGAGCAAACCCCUGUUUAAACCAACAGAUUUGGAUGUGAUCGAUGAUGUGCAGAAUCUUCUCGCAUCUGGAGAGCAGAACGCAGGACAGUUCCUUGCAGAAUCAGUGGUGUGA